AUGCAGUGGUUCACGCAGAUGUGUUCCAGGCUGGCAUAUUGUCUUGCUUGGGGCCCAUACUCCAACAAGGAGUGCUGUGGAGACCUUCGGGAAAACGCACCUCAGGAUCAUCGGGCACCACACAAAUUCACCAUUUCGUACCGAUUCCCAUUGUCGUCUGGGAGUCCAUCCCCUCCUCCCAUCCUACUAUCGUCGCCCAAUCUGGCGCAUCAAAACAAACCCGGACCCUCCAACCCCUAUCUUGCCCUCCCGCCGCCUGAAGACGAGAUCCCCGACCUCGGCGAACUGCCCUCUGAACAACCACCUUCACCCCCACCUACUACACCUGCUCGUACCAUGUCAGGACAUCACCGCAUCACCCUUGCCGCCAACCCCCCCUACUUCAAUGGGGACAAGUCCAGAUAUAUGGGCUUUGUGGACUCAUGCACCACCUACAUUGGUGCCUAUCAGUCGGAAUUCUUGCAGGACAAGACAAAAAUUCUCUUCAUCCUCUCGUACCUCCGCAACGAGGCUGGCACGAGCUGCGCUGCCUCGAGAUGGGCAAUGAACUGGAAACAGCGCAACUUCAAAAGCCUCAAUGGACUGAAAGCUGGGGUCACCUCGGCGACCUUCUUGGAGGAGCUUCAGAGGGCCUUUGGGGAUUCCAACGCGGAGCAAGUUGCCGCCGCUCGACUUAUGGCUCUACGCCAGAAUAGACGAUCCUUUGCGGAUUAUAUCUCUGACUUCAAGAUGCUGGCUGCGGAUGCGGGGUACAACGUGGUCACCUCGACCAAUGACAAGGGCGAGUACAAGAAGGGGGAUCAGGACAACAUCCUCAUCGAGUUCCUCGAGCGCGGGUUGAGCAGCGAGAUUGCAAGUCGCCUUUACAACACUGGUGUCCCUCUGCCCAAGGCGUAUGGUGCCUUCAAGGACUGGUGUGUCAACAUUGAGGCAAACGCUCUACGCAAUCAGCUGCGCAAAGCAUCGCAUGUGCACUCUGCACCACGACCGCCUCCCCAAUUCCGCCCGCAGGUAGCCCCAACAACGCCUGCACCCGCUCUGACCCGGCCGGCUGCCAACGAACCGGUCCCAAUGGAAAUCGAUUGCACCCAUGCCCGCGGCCGCAAUAUCAUCUGCUACAACUGUCAGCAGCCCGGACACAUUGCGCGGAACUGUCCGGAACCAAGAAAGAAGCGCACAUUCUUCAAUCGGGCCACGAUGCUUGAAGAAAUUGAGAAUGGGGACAAGGACAACGAGUUCCUCAAGGAGAUCGCCGAGAAGCUGCGCAAGAAGGGUUUUUGA
This is a messenger RNA of Mycena citricolor, 1281 nucleotides long. The record is from the annotation of a GenBank genome assembly. Lineage: Eukaryota; Fungi; Basidiomycota; Agaricomycetes; Agaricales; Mycenaceae.